This is a messenger RNA of Solanum verrucosum, 601 nucleotides long. RefSeq names its product protein RDM1-like. Bases 1 to 438 code for a protein of 145 amino acids. The transcript has 2 exons. The record is from RefSeq and is a predicted model, not a curated record. Gene Ontology annotation, cellular component: nucleus; RNA polymerase V complex. NCBI's taxonomy places the organism in Eukaryota, Viridiplantae, Streptophyta, Magnoliopsida, Solanales, Solanaceae.
AUGGUUCAACUGUUUUUUAUUUUCUUUUUGCUUUUCAUGGCCGAUCAAGAAUUAAAUGUUAUACUCAGAAAAGCAAGAAUGUACCAAGAGUACAUGCAGAUGGUUCCUCUCCCCACAAGGAAGUCCUCUCUGAUUCCUUGUAACUCCUGGAUGGGGUUGGCUGCAUCAAUGAAGGAGUUAUAUGGGCAACCAUUGCACUACCUGACCAACCUCUCCAUGAAGCAGUGGGAUUAUUUGAGGAUUGGGGCCAAUGAUGAAGACGUUCCAUUGGAUACACUCAUCGAUCCAGCCAAAGCUGAAGCAAACAUUUGGCUUAUAGAAGAAAUGCAUAGGAAUACUACAUCUCCUUUUUUCAUUGCUAGGCUCUGGCAUGGUGAUCCCAUGUAUCAUGUUUAUAUUGAUGCAAUUUUCCCAGAGUUGAAGGAUCCAUCCAAAUAGAUUCUGCUGCAAAUACCAAUCCAUCUUAUAUAUGGACUUGGUCUAGAAUCUUGAAUUUCUUGUUUCUUUCUAAAUGUAAUCCCCAUCCGCAUCAGUAUCAUCUUCCCUAAGACAAAACUAUGUACGUUUUGAAAAAUGAUUAUUUUAUGAAUGCUUUUGAGUU